Messenger RNA from Oryctolagus cuniculus (rabbit), 2214 nucleotides. NCBI's taxonomy places the organism in Eukaryota, Metazoa, Chordata, Mammalia, Lagomorpha, Leporidae. The record is from RefSeq and is a predicted model, not a curated record.
AUGGAGGCAGAAUGGCCGCUGCAAGAGGUCAGGCGGCUGCACGCACGCCUGGCCGCCAGCACCAAGCCCCGGAAACUCCGCAAGUAUCUGAGAAGACUCUCGGCCCUGCCCAUGACCGCCGACCUUCUGGCACAGACCCGCGUGCGGAAGACCGUGAAGGGCUUGCGAAGACACGAGAUCGUGGGCAGCGUGGCCAGGGACCUGGCGGCCCGGUGGAAGAAGCUGACUCGCGUGCAGCCAAGCCCUGGGCGGGCCCAGCAAGGCUCGCCACCCAGCCACUCGCGAAAGCGGCCGUGGGCUGCUCUUGACGACGACGACGACGACGACGACGACGAGGAGCAAGCAGACAGAGGCGCACCAGAAUCCGGGGCGGCCGUCGGCAGCCAGCCCGCCAAGCCUGCCCACGGACACAAAAGGCCCAGGAGGUUCUCCGAGCUCCAGCCGCGGACACUCGAGUCUCCUUCGCGCCCGCGCCCAGCCUUGCCGCGCUCUGCCCGCCCAGCCCUGGAGUCCCAGGAGUCCCAGGAGUCGGCGAACGCCUCCACUUGGCAGGAGGAGGACCCUGCACCUGCCGCGGGCCUCCGCCAGCUUGCAGAGAGGCCCGCGAGGGCCCAGCACCACGGCGCCGGCCCCCUGCCGGAAGAACACCGGGAAGAAGCCCAGGGCAAAGCGGCGCUGAGCCAAGGCCAGACCCUCAAGUCGACCCCCAGGGAGAACGGCCCGCUGAGGGCCAAGGCAGGGGAGGCGCCCCCUGCCUCCCUCAGCCAGCUCUCAUCCAGGGGCGUGUCCCGGGAGGAAAACUCCAGAGGCGGAGCCAAGGGGAACCCCCCAGCCUCGGGGGUCCCGGCGGAGCAGGCCUCAGGGCGCCCCCGCACUCAACUUUGGUCCCUCCCGCAGCUGGCUGCAGAUGAGCCCGGCAAGGCCAAGCGCAAAGACUCGCGGGCAAGCCGGGCAGAAAAGACCCGGCAACACCCUCAGAGCUUCCAGCUCGGAACCGGGCCAGAAGACCCGCGGCCCGGGCUGCAAGACAUCUCCACCCACGUCGAGGCCGCACAUGGCCAACUGGCAGCUCCUACUUUGGCGAGCGCGUCAGGAGGCCUCCUCCCGCAGGCUGAGGAGCAACCCAGCGGCGGCGGGGAGGAGCUACCGCACCAGCCCAGUGUGUCCUUUGAAGCGUACCUGACCUACGACCAGCUGGAGAAGAAAAAGAGAAAGGCGGGGAGACCUUGGGCCGCCGCCCUCCGAGGGAAAGGACCUCAGCCAGCAGAGCCCACAAGCCACGGUCCAGGAGUGGACUGGGUUCAGAAAGGCCCCGAGGUGACCCACAGCCAGCAAGGGAAGCUGCAGCCGGCUAGGGCCCAUGCGGCCAAGCUGGAAGACUCGACCCCUGCCGCCGCGCCCAGCACCCAGGCCAGGGACGGUCCCUCUCACCGGAUGGCUUUCUGCCCACCCAGGAGAAAAGCGCCCUCUGCAGCCCAGCAGGAGGAAGACGCUGGAUGUGCGGGUCGCAGAGUCCAUCCGAAGACGCAAGUCUAUGCCGGUGCCAGGCACUCAACCCGAGGGAUGACGGAGAGCCAAAUGCGCAUCCCGGAACUGGAACCCAUCGCGUCCCCCUCUGCUGGGAGAGGAGUCCCUCACAGCCACCUGGGACCUCUGUUGGAGCAGCACACGCCUGAAGAGCUACAGCGUGCAGAGAGAGACAACCCCGAACUCCCUGAAGAAACAGAUCCCUUAUGGAAAAGGCACUGUCACCGAGACUUUAAGGGUGAGAAACCGGCAGAGCAGGAGUCGUGGCGGCAGAUGUACCUGCGCCUUCAGAGCGCCCGAGAGCGGCACCUGCAAGAGCUCACGGCCGUCAUCCGAGCUACACACGCCAGCAAGCCCAAAGGCAGGCAGACCAAGAUGAUCCGUUUCCACGGGAUGCCCGGGCCUGCUGGGGAUGAUCCCGGGAGGCAGGACGCGCUGCCAACAGGAGGAGCGAGUGCCCCGCGUGCCCCGGGCCCCGCAGGAAGCGACCGGGCUCCCCGCAGCACCCAGCACAGCGACAGCAGCCUCUCUCCCCCUCCAGCGGACAGGCCAGCCCAGCUGGGCCCAAGCACAAGACUUGCUACCUGGGCGCCUGGGGGCAGCACCAGAAAGCAGGCGCCCAAGAAAAUUGCCCCUCUCAUGGCUAAAGCAAUGCGAGACUACAAGAAGACACUCUCCCGCAGGUGA